AGAACUGCAUUUGAAGCUGGGAGAGCAGCAGAAGCUUCAAAUCCAUUUGUUUAAACUUUUAUUGUGAAGAUAGAGAAGUUAUUAUCCAAGAUCAAGACAAACUGAGGAAUACUAAACAAACAGCAGAGACAGUGAAGAGAGGGUAAGCACUACUACCAAUACUCAAAAUAACAGUUUAAAUGCUGCAUUCCACCGUGAUGGAUGUGCAGUUUAAACCUAGAACUUACUAAUUUGGAAAAUGUAAAGUAAUAUUUCAAAUUAAUUUGUUUGCUCCCAGGUUUUUACCAAAACACCGCUAUGGCUUCAAUCUUAUUUGCGACUCUCUUAUUCUUGUCGAAGCUCAGGAGUUGCCAGCUUCAGUGUGUUAAAGGUUUGAUUGUACUUUAAUCGAUUGUAAUUUUAAAAAAUAUACUGAAUUGAAUUUUAUGCACAAUAAUAACUUGGUUUCCUUUUUGGCAGAAACUCUAGAUGACAGCGAGUUUUCUAUCUUCGUGACCACACAUAUUCAAGUGGUGUCUGGUGACUGUAUCAUGAUCCCUUAUGAAUACACCUUUCCAAAAUCCAAAGUCAAGGUCCCGCACAAAAAGAUUUGGUUCAGAGGGGAUUCACAGACGACAGUUUCUGUGACAGUUGUCACAAAUGGAGAAGAGACAAAAGAUCUUUUCAAAAUGGAUGGUCUACCAUGUGGGGAGUACGAGUUUGGCUUCAAAUUGGAAUGGGAGUGUAAUCAGACAUAUGUUUUUCCAACGAGGGUUCGGGUCACGGUUUCUGGUGAGUAUUUAUGGUUGCAUGCUGUUGUAGGAUUUUAAAAAUAUCUUUGAAAACCAAAAUAGAUAUCUUGUGACUCUGAAGUACUUUGCCCCUAUAAUUGAUGAUUGAUACAAGAUGAUCUUCAACCUUGAUUCUGUUUAUUUCAGCCUUAACCCAGAAACCAGCUGUGUUGGUUCCUCCCUUAAAGGAAGGAAAAACCUCGAGACUGAUAUGUUAUGCUCUUCCUUUGUGUUCUGCCAGAGCAAAAAUUCGCUGGAAGUCAACAAAGACUUCUAAAAACACUUCCCUAAUGUAUAGCACUGUUCAUAUGUGGCAAGAUGAACAAGAUUUAUACCUAACACCAUCAGCGUACGACCACAACACUGCCACCAUCACCUGUGUGGUAGAGUAUGAGAACAACAUUGUUGCUGAGAGGACCAUCACGUUGAAUGUGCAAUGUGAGUUUGCAGCAAGGUUUGUUUUACACUGCAUUUGAAUAGGCGGACGUGGGUAUUUUGGUGCCCUCAAAGAAAAAGGAAAAUAUCUUAUCAUGGAGAGAUGUACAUUUCACCCUAUUGCAACAACUGUAAAUGCUAUUUUCCAGCAUUUUUAAACAUUAUGGCACACUAACUUAUAACUCUGUGACAAGGAAAUACUAUAUGUUGCUAAGAUGUACUGGAGAUGAGAAUGGCCAUGGAUUCUCCUUUUUUUUUAAUGCACCGUUAACACGUGAUUUUUGGGGGGAAUUACGAAUUAAUUAAUAAUGUGUUUGCCAUAGUUACCGUUGUUGUCCGAUUUGCGCAGGGAAGUUAAAUGCAUAGGUAUCAACACUAGAUACCUCAAGACCCAUGUAAGAAAACAGCAGCACAUACAUCAAGACCGCCGUCAUCUCAGAGGGGUAUUGGUGACUGCUGGUAAGCGUGGUUUUAAAUAUAAGGUAAACCACAGGCUUCCAAAACUUUAAUCCAUAGGAAACCAAUAACAAGCACCGCUCCAAGAUAGCAGCGGUCUUGACGUAUCCUGGGCAGGGUCAUGAGGUAUCUAGCCACGUAUGAUAUCUACGGUUAAAUGUUCCCACUUUGAAAGUGUAAUCCGCAUGCCCAAAGUGAAGCGUGACGUCAGUGUUUCAUUGAAAACCCCCAGCUUGCUGUUUGCAACCAUGGCUGCAACAUUUCAGAAAUAUCUCAAUCCGUUUUUAAAAGUUAUAACUGUAGGUCAACCAUAGACUGUAUAUACUAUGGACAACUUGGUCCCGCCUUCCGCCAGUAUAGAUUUGAAGCCAAAAAGCUCUCUGUAAUUCCUUGUUUUUUCUCCAUUUCCUGAAACCAACAUUGCGCAGUAGCAUUGUACGCACUCCACCACUUGCGCAGUAGCAUUGUGUGCAUUCGGCGGGAGAGUCACCGAGUUCCGCUGUGAUGACGCUUGGCUCAAACAGCGUAUCCCCCAGGUACGCAAUCCUUAUACACCCAUAGGCUAAAUUUAUAAUUUUGUCCACAGCUCCAUUCAUUUAGCUGAUUUAUGACCUAUACUGCAGCCCGUCACCAGAGGGUGCUGUUCUCAGGGUGGCUUCACCCAGCAAGGAGGGAGACGGCGUCCAUUCUAUAUACAGUCUAUGAGGCCGACUAAAGCAACAUUUCUGUCAUCAUAAGAAAACAAUCCUUGUUAUGUUGUUUUAGUUGUUGUUUUAGUUGGAUAUUAGUUGUCACAAGAAAAUGAACUUUGUUUUAUCGAGAUAGAGAGAUAAUACGUUGUUAUCAAGAGAUAACAGUUCAUAAACAAUAAGUCCAUGGCCACUCUCGUCUUCUGUACUUUUGCAGUACCAACCAAACCUCUCUGUGUUUCUGUUCCCUAUUAUCUGUAGUUGAGCCUAGAUUCCUGAAUGGUUCCCAGUGUGUGGUGAAAGGAGAGCUCCUGGUCUGCUCCUGCAUCAGUUGGGGGAAUCCUCCAUCUCCCAUCACCUGGCCUGUGGCCUCUUUUACAGACUUCUCCAUUAAGAGCCACAGGAAGGCUGAAAUUGUGAACAGCACCCUCACUCUGAAUAGGUCUGACUUCCUCGACACGAGCAUCAACUGUGUCAGCAGCAGCAAACUGGGCCAGAAGCAGAUUCAGAUUCAGAUUCAGAACUACACAGAAAACAUGAAGACCUCCAAGAACUCAGUAAACUGUAAGUAGUCACUCAACCUGCUCAGUGCAUGUGGUAAAUACCUCUAAUGAAAGAAUGAGUUGUUGGCUCUGGAGGUUCUUUUAGUUGAUUUGUUUUAUAUCAAUUUCCACAGCUAAUAAGAAGCAGACACUCAAAGCCGGCUUUUCUUGGAUACUAGCUGUGUCUGUUUCUCUGAAUCUGGUCCUUCUUUCCAGCCUGAUUUUCUGCAUUUACAAAUGGUAAGAGGCCUUAUCAGAUAAAGAAACAUGUGUUGCAUUCAUGUUAGCUUAAGGAAAAUAACCGCUUAUCCAUCUCUGUCUGACUGUACAGGGGCAAGAGGUUACAAGAGACACAACUAGGAGAAAUGGAAACCUACACUGACCUAAACAGAGCUCAAGUUGAGCAAGAGUACAGCGUCAUUUUUCCACAGACGGGAUGAAAAAUGCCAACCGUUCUCUUGAGUUACUCUAAAUACUGCACACUCUUCUUUUAAAGCUCCCAUGAGAAGCUUUUCGUUUGUAUUAAAUAUGUCACUUCUACAAACAAUGCAGUUUUUCUCAUCUUGUCUGACAUGCUCGAAUGAUGAUUAAAAAAUCUCAUCCUACUGACUUUUGACAGUCAAAUGCAUCAUUUAUUGUGAAUAUUUGACAUGACACCUACCCCCUAAGGUAUUAAAAAAUGACAGUAUAGAAAUUAUAA
Molecule: messenger RNA, 3592 nt
Organism: Xyrichtys novacula (pearly razorfish)
Lineage: Eukaryota; Metazoa; Chordata; Actinopteri; Labriformes; Labridae
Source: the annotation of a GenBank genome assembly